Messenger RNA from Rhizophagus irregularis DAOM 181602=DAOM 197198, 500 nucleotides. NCBI's taxonomy places the organism in Eukaryota, Fungi, Glomeromycota, Glomeromycetes, Glomerales, Glomeraceae. The record is from RefSeq and is a predicted model, not a curated record.
CCUCACGCUUCUGAGACAGUUCCAGUGGUUGCAGAUGUAAAAGCAGACGAGAUUAUUGAAACAUUAGCCGAACCGCUUUACCCUAUAAUCUGAUACCGGACAUGUUUAUUCCUCACAAAUACCGGAACAUUAUUCCAAAAGAUCCCAUUUAUGAUGAAAAAAGUUCUUUUAUCGUCCCAGGUUCUUGGGAAUGGUUCACCUUUAUGUACAAGAUGGAGAUACAAAUGGCUAUUAAAGUCGCAGAAGAACGUCAUUUAAGACUUAUACAAGAAGAACAGAUCGCACGUGAAGAGCAUAAGGCUAGGGCCCAGAAAUUAGCGCGUGAUGAAGCUGGUAUUUUACCGGCGCGUCGUUAUGCACACAAAGAUCGUACGACAGAUGAGAAUUCUGCUUCUACUUCAGAGGAUACUAAAGACCUCGAAUGUCGGCCCCUUAAACGUGACGUAAUUUGGUAUUGUUACCUUUUGAUCUUCAAUGUAGUCCUCCUAGCCAUAAAAUAA